Vitrella brassicaformis is the source of this 3514-nucleotide messenger RNA. Lineage: Eukaryota; Vitrellaceae. The record is from the annotation of a GenBank genome assembly.
ACUGAAUUCCGUCGGAUGAUGUUCGUGACCAUGGAAGCGAUUAGCAUCGGCGGAGAGUAGGACAGGACAACGGGGCCUAACGAUGGAAGCGGCAGGUGAAGUGCACUCACACAAGCGGAGGGAAGCAGGCGGGCAUUCAUCAGCAUGACUGUCUUGUCCGUCUGUGUGGCAGGUGAACGUGAUGGUGGUGGGGCUGGCAGUGGGUCCUCUGCGACUCGUCUGCCCGGCAGUGCCACUCAUGCCGCGAACCAUCAGGUGGGCACUCAGCACCGGGCUCAUCUUGUCGCACCAACACGUGUGUGUGUGUGUGUGUGUGUGUGGCGCUCAUGUCGUGCAGGCCGUCAGUGAUCGUGACUUACUCCAUCGCAUGCGGGCGGGGCUGGAUCUCAUGCGUGACCUCGCCGACACACUGCAGACACAGGUAUGCGCCCGGUCGCUUCCGUGAGCACGUGCCUCAUGUAUUGGCUUCUUAUGUGUCAGUGCGUCGAUCUGUCGGCGACCCGAGACGCCCUUUCUGGUCGGCUGUCUGAGGGGCUGAUGCGCAUCGAGUCGCAAGUCGACGACAUGAGGCGAUCAUCGACAGCUCACAGGUGCGCACGUCGACAUAUGUGCGGGAUGUGGGUGCACUUGCAUGGCUUCGUGUGGUGUGGUGUGGUGUGCCCUCAGGUCGGUGUUGACGAGGCGAGUGGCGUAGAAGGAGAGGCAAGCGACACAUCUGACGCACCUCACUCGGUAGGUUCUCGAAGAGGAGAGAGAGCAUCAGUGGCGGCGGGCAAUCUGAUGCACAUGUGUGUGUGCAGGCCCAUGCUGCUGUGAGGGCGGAUGGCUCCUCGGUGCCCUCUUCCCUUGCCGCUGCUGCUAGUGCUGUGUCUGCUGCUGGUGGCCGGGGUAUGAGACGACAGAGGGAUGACACGGCGACCCAUAAGAUGCACCAAGAGCUGUCUGUGUGUGUGUGCAGGUGGUGUGUCGGGGGACCUUGGGCAAGGAGGAGAGAGCAAAGGCCAGCAACAGCUUCAGGAGGUCAGUGUGUGAAUGCACUGACAGACAUGGCUCCCGGGAUUCAUUGCUCUCACUCCCCUUGUCCGUCUGUCUGUCUGUCUGUCUGUCAGGGUGUCGGCAGUCUGACGAGUGAGCCGCUGUGCGAGUGGACGACGUCAUGCCCCUCCUUCACCACUAAGAUGACCUCAGUGCGGCCUCGCGAGGUCGAGAAGGGGCCGGCGGAGAUGACAGAGGACAACCACCACAACAAGAUCAUCGCGCCACGUGCUCUCAACAAGAGCGGCAGCCACAGCAGAGGCCGGUCGUCCUUCGUGUCGCCUCGAGUGGUGUCCCGGUCGCCGCAUGAUGACACAUCACCCUCUGGCCAGCACACGUCUGAUGGACAGGUGAGGCAAACCCAACCCAACAGCAGCCCCUUGCUGGCGCCAUGCAGUCCAUAUCUUUCUGUCCGGUCCAUCAGGUUUCCGUGGGCAUGUCCCCCGUCUGCAGAGGCCGCUCGUCAUCCCUUCCGCCUCCUGUGCUGCCCCGGUCGCCAGCGCCGUCAUCGGCGGCGGCGUCCCACCAGGACACCCCCGGUGCACACGUAAGGAGCAGAGCACAGGAGCCACCCGUCGAUGCCAUCACUGACAGUGUGAUGGAUGUUGAUGGCCUUGUGUAUGUUGUCAUCAGGAGCUUUCGUCAACUUUCCUGGUCGAGAAGGGGAUUGGGAAGAAGCCCAAAUCUAAGGUCAAGGCGUAUAAAUCGCGGUGUCUGGAGAUGUGGGACAGCUUCUAUGGGUCCUCCUCGAUCCACGGUCACGAUGGCGAGACGCACUACGAGGAGUCUUCGUCCCACGACAAGCUCUUCGAGCAGGGGGGCUCACCCAUCCCUCCUGUAAUCAUCGCUGAAUGUGUUGAUGGGUUCGCCGUGCUCGAGCAUGGCAUGGUGCUGAAGGACCCCCGAGGUCUUCUGCCUCCUUCUUUCGGCGUGGCUGAGAGGGGCGAUGGACACCAGGCUGCCGCCCUGACGCUCGAGGGAGGUGUGCGGCAUGGGGCACGUGGUGGCGGCAGCAGUGGGCGAGACGAGCCCGCGGCUGGCGGGGAGGGGGGAGUGGUUGCUGAGGCGGCGUUGCCCAAGAGAGAGGGGCCCGCGGCCACCAAGGAGUCGCCACCAUUGCCCGGCCCGUCAGAGGCCGCAGAGGAGGAAGGCAUCGAGGCGCCCUCUGUCGACCCCCGCGCCGCCCAGCAAGGCACUACGGCCCCCUCCAAGUCAGUCGUCACCGAGCCGUCGCCCCGCAGCGAGGCAGCUGGGACCAACGAGGAACCUACUGCUGCGCAUGCCCCUGCUGCCUCCCCUGACGACUCCAAGUGGGAGGUCGUGUCGGCCGAGGUGCGCACAGACAGCCAAACAGCUGCGGGCGGGGGGCAGACACACACAGCUAGCUGCUGAUCAGAGAGACGCUCUCCAUUGAUGUUCGGUGUGCCUGUGUCUCCUGUCUCUUAACGCAGAAGCCCCCAGCCGCAGCUCCGAGGGCGCCAAGCCUGGGAGAGGACAAAGGACUGGCCGAAGCCAUGGACAUGCUCGAGAGCGCCAUCACCCACGACCAAGAAAAGUCCCUCAGCCGCAGUGGCCACUCCAAGGAGCAGCUGAUGGACAUUGCUGUGCUGGUGUCUACGAUCGAUGGACUCGAGAAGGCCCAUCAGAUCCUCACGGCCAACAUCCCCCGAUUCGACUUCGUCAAGCAUGCCCGCCCAGCCAGAACCCCUGACCAGAGGCCGUGCGUCGAUGUCAGCCUUAUCAAGAUGGGAGACGGAUGGUGCAAGCUCACCAACGGCGUCCAUGAGCGGGUGGAUUCCGGCCCGCUGCGCCUGAUGGACUUGAAUGCGCCGAAUAUCCUCCUCUCCCUCACACUAGCGGAGCUCCGCAUCGAGCCCGCGGCGCCCUCGGCCACGGCACCAUCAGCCACGUCUGCGGCAUCACCAGCGGUCCAGCACUCGGCCGUGGGCAGCCAGGCACCGCAGCCGCCACCGCAAACGGACCCACAACCUGGUAUGGGAGAGAUGAUGAUGUAUGCCAAGAUGUCUAUGCGUUGUUUGUUUGCUUCAGGCGAGUCGUCCAGUGACAUGGCGAUGGGCAGCGAGGUGAAGGAGAGCCAGCCCAUGCCGCCCACCGCACUGCCAAAGGUGAGCUGCUAUGCCCAUUCAUCCAUCCACUCAAAAACAUUUCCUUUGUUGCUUAUGCUGGCAGCCGAUUUCGCGUGACGCCCCCGCCCUCAUCGAUUGACAUGGCAUCCUCCCCAGCCCCCCUUCACUCGCAACAGCAGCAGCAUCACCGGCUGUUGGCCAACAUGGACCACAGCUGCACGUCGGCCACAUCGCUGGCGUCAGGUCUGGGCGCACCACCGCCGGCACCGACGGCGUGGCUGAGAGGGGCGAUGGACACCAGGCUGCCGCCCUGACGCUCGAGGAAGGUGUGCGGCAUGGGGCACGUGGUGGCGGCAGCAGUGGGCGAGACGAGCCCGCGGCUGGCGGGGAGG